GAAUGUGAAUCAAUUUUUUUUAACUCGAAAUCGAAACUUUGUCGAUUAUAUUUAAGAAAAUCGCAGAUGUUAAACUAUCAGAAAUUCCAUGGAGAAUGUCUCUAACUUUUAUACCAAAGUAGAGUAACAUAUUUAUUUACAAAGAUGCUAACACACGAAGCAUGACACGUCAAAUUGCCGAACGUGUUCGAAGAAGGACUCAGAAAGGACUCAUUAUUAAUUUCGCGGAAGUUAGUGUGCACACGGGUUAAUGUUCCUGUCUCUCCAACUAGAACGACGAGGAGAAUACACGAAGUUAUCCAAGUAUGAACAAGGGAAGAUCCGGUGCGACGGCCACCCGGAAAAUUUUCAUAGAGUUCACGUCACAAGGAUUUCGCGUUCAAUAAGCUUCCAGAGCACCAAUGGCAUGAUUGCAAGGCAAUUUUUUGUUUUCAAGCCGCACUGCUGAAACUUUCAUAGAAAAGCAAAACAUGUUUUCUGGAUUCCAAAAAACAUCCAAUCAACUAGGACCAAGGGUAGAAUUGCCCAUAUUUGUCGAAGAGGAACGAUGCCAGUUGCAGAACAAAGGAAAAUGUCGGCCGAAGUGAGAGCUGGUCGACCUACCAUGCCAACGAUUCCGCACUCCAAAAGGCCAACAAUUUUGGUAUAUCCGACGGUUACGCCGGAGAGCAUAAUCAUACCUAUCGUGUCCUGCAUUCUGGGAUUUCCGCUGUUAGCGUUAAUGGUAAUUUGCUGUUUACGGAGGAGAGCGAAACUCGCCAGGGAACGGGCUCGGCGAAGAAACUGUGAUUUGGAUCAUGGCGCAUUGAGCCUCGUCCGUUUCAGCCCGGUUCAUCGCCUAGCUGGCAUUGAUCGACCGGCACGUACUGUGUCCUUAAGAGGUGAUAGAGGAUCCCGAGCCUUCUCAUCUCUAGAGUUGGACACCGUCGUCGAAGAGCGUUCAGAUCCCGAGCAGAGCACCGCUCUCGAAUUAAGUAGUCCUGAUUAGCAUCCGGCUUUGGCACCGUCGAGAUCUCCACGACCAUCGAAAUCUUUGGCGGUGCCGUUGCCUGUGGAUCAUAGUCCGCUGUGGACGGCUUUGACACACGCUAAUGCGGUCUCUGCGGCGUUAGGAGACACCUAGCAGGAGGUGAAAGACGGCAGCUAUAUCGAAAGUCUCGUCCUAGAUCUGCCAAUCAUUUACUGACCGGCCUCUCUGAAAAUGUCUCUUGGAGCAUCGGAAGGAAGUUGGACAUCUUUACUCAAGCACUACCAUAUCGCGAUAAUGACUGUGUGAAAUAUCAGAAAAAUAUACAAUGCUUUUAUGUCAAGAGAAGUAAAUAAAACAAAAUUUACAACAAAAUGAUGUUCGAAAAGUAGAGCAUCGUAUUCCUUUCGUGCGAAUGUGUGCGUGUGCAUGUAUGCCGCAACCAAACAUUAUGACCAACGUGAAAUUUUGUACUAUUUGCGUGACAUUUGCGAGUAGAGCUUUUUACACGAUAGUUAAAAUCCGAAACGUACCCGGUCACUGUAGGAAGUAGCUGGUCUACAAUACUAAUGUAUAUCAAUGUAAAUACAGAUUUUUAAUUAAUGUACAAACGAAAUUACAUGAAUAAAGUUAUUAUUUGUGACUGUAUUAUGAAGAUUGAUACUGUACACAAGUUAUCGUUCGAUGUACACUUUUAUGUACAUUUUUAUAUUUAGUUGAAUGUUCGAUG
Messenger RNA from Mycetomoellerius zeteki, 1697 nucleotides. RefSeq lists its product as uncharacterized. Lineage: Eukaryota; Metazoa; Arthropoda; Insecta; Hymenoptera; Formicidae. The coding region runs from base 548 to 988 and encodes 146 amino acids. The record is from RefSeq and is a predicted model, not a curated record. The transcript is spliced from 6 exons.